Molecule: messenger RNA, 867 nt
Organism: Mycena indigotica
Lineage: Eukaryota; Fungi; Basidiomycota; Agaricomycetes; Agaricales; Mycenaceae
Product: S-adenosyl-L-methionine-dependent methyltransferase
Exons: 5
Coding region: 1-867 (288 amino acids)
Source: RefSeq, a predicted model, not a curated record
AUGUCCUCGAACGAGAAGCUCGACAGACAAGGAAUCUUCAUGUCCAAUGCGAUGGGUGGACCCAUAAUCGCACCUGCUCCAUUGGAACAACUCAGUGCCAUCCUCGACGCCGGUACUGGGACUACUGGAUGGCUCUCGGAAGUGGCCUCUCUUCCUGGUUUACCCACCUCGACUGAAUUACACGGCAUUGAUAUCAACAAUGCACGGUUUCCCCACCCACCCAUGACGCAAGACGGCUCCCGACAGUUAUACCUCGACGUAAUUGACCUGACUGAGCCUCUGCCCGAGAAAUACCACAACAAAUUUGACCUGGUGAAUGUCCGCCAUGUCGUAACUUGGCUGGAUCCCACUCAGUGGGAUAUUGUCUACCGGAAUUUUCUUACUGCUCUUAAGCCGGGGGGCUUUGUGCAGGUCCAAGAUACAAGAAUGACUGUCCCAGAAGACUUUGCCAAAUAUUCUCCCGGAAUUAAGAAAUAUGUUGGUACAAUGGCGAAGGUCUUCACUCUCGACUCACCCGCGCAAGUUGAGAUUGCUCGGAUUCUCCCGUUGCUCCCGCAACAUCUACCGACCCUCGGCUACACGGAUGCUUCUCAAACCAUCUACCCACUCCUCUACGGAAAGCUGCAACCCGAUCCUGAAGUGCGCAAAGCCGGUAUUGCACAAAUGAUGGGCUCAGCGCGUGGUUUCCAGGCCCGCGGCGCAGGCUGUGAAGGGGAGCGACUGAAGAACAUCGUGGAUGGCGUCAUAUACGAGGUCCCGGCCUCCUUCGAUGAGUGGGAUGCGUUUAUUACGGAAUCCGAGCACACAUUCAACGAAGAAGGUUGGGCGUUACCAAUGAGAAUAACAGUGGCUCGGAAGCCCCAAUAA